AUGACCGUUUUCUGGAAACCUACGCGUGUCUUCGCCCCUGCACUUCAAGAAGGGGCACAAGGGCAACGCCGCACCGGCUUUGUUGUCUUGUCCAGGCCAAGCAGGACUUUCCGGUGGCAAUACGGGCUGCAUAACUGUUCCGGCAAAAUAUUCGAGCUGAAUGGCGAGGCAAACCAAGAGAGGCAGAUGUUUUGGCCAACUGUCACCAACCUCACGCACACCCCUACAACCUAUCAGACACCUGGAGAUCGUGACGAUUCUAAUUGGCCCGGACGCACACAACUAUCCAUCGAAGUCUACACAUGUCAGCUGGGCAUGCAAAUUCAUACCUGCCGCCGAGUUGAGACACACACCGAGUACCGACAGGACUGGCAGGAUUCGGCAAUCGGCACCCUCGCGGAUCCAUCAAUCAUCCCACGAAAUGUCCUGAUGCCGGGGACAUCGCAACCCGACCUUCUGCACCCAAGCUCGUCGCACGGUAUGACUGUCUUGGACCAUGGAAACCUUGACAGCCGAGAAUGGCUUGCUGCCUCUCAUACUCUCGCCAAUAACACAUGUCACCAUGAUUCUCUCGCUUGCGUCUUCGUGUUUCUUUCGACCUUCAUUCCAACUGCGACCACCGCGUUGGUCUUGCCCCUUUUCAAACUCCACCCCGGCUACGCCAGUUAUGUCGGCUCUGUCCUCGCCCAUGGGACCGCCUCUGCUGCUGAUAUCUGGGCUGUCUUUGGCGCUACUAAGAAUGCAAAGCUCCUUUCUGAUUUCUUGCCAUUCGUUCGAAUGCCUUCGCUUUUCCAUGGCGCAAGGUUCCGAAUAAACAUGGCGACACAUACCUCGCAGCCUGUCCAAGAUUACGCUGCACUGGCUAGCUCGAACUGCAACGGCGCGAGUGCCGUGGGCAAGUCGGAUCAUGACCUCGUUUUCGUGGGCUUCAGCGGACCAGGUUGGUCUUGCGGGUUUCCUGCCAGCAGUAAGAUCUCCCCUCUCACCUUUGCCUUCAGUCAUCUCUCCUAUACUUACUCGUCGUCCAUAAAGGCAACCACCUACCUGUCUCCCACCGCCCCCAAUUCCGGUCUAACCCCUGAACCUUUCCUCGCACACCCUCCGAGCAGCUCAGGAAUCUCAUCGUCAGCACGUGGUGUGCUGGUCCUACCGCUGAACCCCCCUGAUAGCAGCUUCGUCGUCCCUAGCCUGAGCGCCCUCCGCUGCUUUAAGACACCUGCCGAAAAGUUGGCGCUUCUGGCAAGAGCCGCAUGGCUUCUCAAUACUCUGCAGCAGCGAGAGUCAAUUUUCCCUCUCGUCCGCCUUCCCCUCCUCGCUCCCACAUUCCAGGGCGUGACGAGUCCCCUCACCUUGGAGGCGGCUUAUGAAGGAAUCCUCACAAGUCAAACGAGUUGA
Messenger RNA from Sodiomyces alkalinus F11, 1395 nucleotides. RefSeq lists its product as hypothetical. Lineage: Eukaryota; Fungi; Ascomycota; Sordariomycetes; Glomerellales; Plectosphaerellaceae. The record is from RefSeq and is a predicted model, not a curated record. Bases 1 to 1395 code for a protein of 464 amino acids. The transcript is spliced from 12 exons.